Molecule: messenger RNA, 1288 nt
Organism: Octopus bimaculoides (California two-spot octopus)
Lineage: Eukaryota; Metazoa; Mollusca; Cephalopoda; Octopoda; Octopodidae
Biological process (GO): intracellular signal transduction
Source: RefSeq, a predicted model, not a curated record
GAAAGGGAUUGUUAAAGUAGUGUAGAGUUAUUUCCCUUGUCUCAAAACUUCGAAAUUUCGCAGCUUCUUCCUUCUUAUUUCCAUACAUUACUUAAACAUUUACAUAUACAUGAAUGCAUAUAUAUUUAUAUGCUUGAGUAAAUAUACAAAGCUAAAGAAUAGUAUAAAUCUAUUUCCUAAUAAUGGCAAAAGUCGUUCCUGCUCCGAGAAUAGCAAAACUUGUCACAGAAUUCGUAUGCGAAUACAGCAUAUCCGAUAUGACUAUGACACCUGAUAAUCAUCUUUGUGUAGCUGAAGAGGAAAGUUGUGUCUCGAAAUACACUUUAGCAGGGUUGUGUGUCGGACGUCUAAAGUUACCAGACUGUUACUUGGGAGGUGUUUGUUGUCUCCAAAGUGCGUACGGUCGACAACUUUCUUGUCUUGGUAAACAAUGGAACGACGAAGCUUAUAUUCCCGGAAGAUUAGCAGUCCCUACGUUCUUCGGAAAAUCUGCUGGUCGAGUGCUGAUUUUAGACGGCAGUUCGGGUGAUGAAUUCGGACAGAUCAAAGCUGAAGUGGAUACAGGAGAUUACACUUACUGGUCUGUAUGCGACCUGGGAGUCGAUCGCGGACUUGUUUUGGCACGCCAGGGCCACGUUGCCACAACCAAACAGGACAGUUGUGUCGAGGUGAUGUUUCGUAACUACCGAAUGGGAGACAUAGAGAAACCUAUCGGCUUUGUGUGGUACAUCAGCUCUAUCAGCCCAGAUGUAAUAAUUGUUAGUGAUGAAGACAUCCGAGGACUGGUUAUGUGUACGCUCCAGGGAGAAGUCAUUACCCAGUACAGUGACUAUGGCUUCAACCCAAGUGGCCUUUGCCCUGAUCCUUAUCGUGGUUGUAUAUAUGCCUCCAAUGGAGAAGGAAACUGUGUGAUUCGACUAACACCUGAUCUUGAAUAUGAUGGGGAAAUUGUUGGAGCAGCUCAGGGCCUACGUAAUCCUUUUGUUGUUAGUCUUUCCUAUGAUGGACGAUUUCUUGUAGUUGCUGAAGAUACAUGGGAUAUAGGCGAAGACCUACCAACUCCUAUUAAAGUGUUCUCAUUACCAGACAAGAUGAUGCCUCUGUUAUACAUCUGCCGCCGGAAUAUUCGUAAACUGCUUGGUCGUACACUUCUGUCUGCAGUUCCAUUUCUUGGUUUACCAAAAUGUUUACAGAAUUAUUUACUUUAUGCAGUUUGACUGCAGCAACCUUGGCAAAUGAAACAAGUUGGUGAAACCAAUGCUUAAUCAUUGACUGCUUGAUCUGAAGG